AUGAUCUUUGGUUUGUGUGCAGCUGCUCGGCCAAGGAAAUCUGUGCUCCUGACGCAAAAUACUUCUGUUGAUGUUGCUUCCAGAGUCCAUUUGCAGGUACUCCUGGGUGCUGGACUGGCACUUCUCUGCUUCUGUCUUCUCUUGGGUUGUGCUAUAUGUUGGCAGCGUAGCCGUAGAAGACAGUCUUCACUCAACAUUAUCAGUGGGGAUAAAGAUCUCGCACAGCAAAGAGAACAUGAGCAUGCAGACACACCUGUUAUGUCUGCUGCUGUGCCUAUACCACUGCAAUACCAAGACAUGGAUGGGGACAUCACUCCAAAAAGUGGGGAGGAUAUACCCAUUGAACAGGAUUUAAUGCCGAUUAGAAGUUUACAUUCAAGGGCUUCUCUGCCAAGCCUCUACCAGCUGUCAUCAAAAACAAAACGAGCCAUUCAGCGGCGUAGCACAAUUUUUAGUGAAUGCUCUCCAGGAGGAGAUCGUGCCAAGUUAGUAAGGAUUCCUCUCUCCCGCACUGAGCCCAGUGGACUCUCUGGAGUCAAACAAAAGUCCUUGCCACUUCUGCACUUUGCUUUGUGCUACUCACUGGAUGAGGAAAUGCUCACAGUAACUGUUACAGGCCUUACCAAUCUCCCCAAGAGAUUCCACCAGAAAAGAGACUCUUGGGUCAAAGCCUAUCUCCUGCCUGGGUUCAUAGAGCCAAGCUCAGGCCAAAAAGAAGGUCCAGAUGAUGGACAGAAAUUCUGCUUUUGUAGAUACAGUCCCCAGGAAUUGAGAGACCUUACCCUUCGCCUGGCAGUGUAUGCCCGGGAGAGGAACAACUUGAAAGAAGGAUUUAUUGGAGAAGUGUUGUUCUCCUGUGCCCACGUUAACUGGCAAGGGCAGGAGACAUCUGGUCACACAAAGGAGGUUUCUAUUGCAAAGACAAAGCUCAAGAAGAGUCUGAGUACCAUGGAUGUUCUCUGUGCUCCUGCAACCCAUGCCAAGUCCCUGGGCAAGAUAUACAUACUCCUGCAGUAUCAAAUGUUAGCAAAUCGCAUUAAAGUAAUGGUACAGAAGGCAGAAAACCUAGGAAAGCUCACGCGUAUUCCUGGUGCUGCAGAUCACUUUGUCAGCAUACGCCUUAUCCACAAUGGUCAGCUAAAGGAAAUGAAAGAGACAAGGUCAGUUUCUGGAUCCAGCCCUGUGUGGAAUGCCCCAUUCCUCUUUGUUGCCCCUCCUGGGGCUAUGCAGGAUCAGACCUUAUGCCUGGAGUUCCUGGUAAUGCAGGGCCGAAUUUACAGUCGUGGUCGUAUUCUUGGCCGUGUGAUUAUCGGUGCAGGGGCCACUGAAGCUGGUCUGGCUCAUUGGGAAGAGAUGUGUUUCAAGGGGCCGAUGGAGUGUGCCCGGUGGCAUGCACUGCAACCAGAUGUAUUCUAGAAUAUUUCUUCAUCCACCUGGUGGCUUACAUAUACCACGCAUCAAUGAACAGGCGCACCUGCUUUCUGUUGGACAGGGCAGGUACUGAUAGCAGAGAAAUGGCUUGAAUCCAAUGCAGCAUCUAAGAAAACUGGACUGCUCUGUGUUUCUCUAUUACAGUACUGUGGUCAUAUAAUAUAUAUAUGUAUGCAUUCAUUGAGGAAUAUAUGU
This is a messenger RNA of Spea bombifrons (plains spadefoot toad), 1626 nucleotides long. RefSeq names its product synaptotagmin-4-like. The record is from RefSeq and is a predicted model, not a curated record. Gene Ontology annotation, cellular component: axon; synapse. Gene Ontology annotation, molecular function: clathrin binding; phosphatidylserine binding; calcium-dependent phospholipid binding. The coding region runs from base 1 to 1416 and encodes 471 amino acids. The transcript has 5 exons. NCBI's taxonomy places the organism in Eukaryota, Metazoa, Chordata, Amphibia, Anura, Pelobatidae. Gene Ontology annotation, biological process: calcium-ion regulated exocytosis; regulation of dopamine secretion; regulation of calcium ion-dependent exocytosis.